UACAACCCCCGGCGUGCAGCGGGCAGGGCGGAGCCGCCGCCGCGCCGCCGCUGCCGGCGAGCUCGGCCGGGGCCGCGGCCGAAGGGAGCGGAGCGGAGCGCGCUCCCCGCCUGGUCAUUCCUGUUGAGCCCAGCCUUGCCCUUUACUCAGGAGCACGUGUACAGCCGCUCUUGCAGAGCUUGCAGAAAUUAGGGCUGGAAAUCAGGAAGUGAGCCAGGACAUUGGGUCUGGUGCCCACAGAAAGACGAGCCUUGCUGUAAAGCUGCAGCUCCUCAGCCCCACAGCCAGGGCUCAGUCCCCCAUCCAACAGCAGUUGUGUCCUCUCCCUCGAUUUGAGGGACAAGAGGAGCAGGGAAGUGCCUGACCACCGUGUUGCUGCAUUCCAGCCCGUUUGUUUGCUGCCCUUCCUGCCUGAUGGAGCCAGCACUGGCUGAGGACCCUCCUCGAGGUGCCGGGCUGAGCCUGGUGCAGGAGCACUAGUGGGACGUGGGCAGUGGCGUGUGCCACCCACAAAGGACAAUGGCUCAGGGCACUGGGAGCAUCAACAGUGACUACAAGGACUGGGAAUGGAGUGACGAUGCUGGUGAACGGGCCAGGCUCCUGCAGAGCCCUAGUGUGGAGACGGUGCCCAAAAAUUCAGAGAGCCAAGGAAACAGUCUGGGGGCCACGUCGGCUCUGGGAGCUGUCUUCAUUGUGGUCAAUGCUGCUCUCGGGGCUGGGCUGCUCAACUUCCCUGCUGCCUUCAGCAUGGCUGGUGGUGUGGCUGCAGGCAUCACCCUGCAGAUGUGCAUGCUGAUCUUCAUCAUCGGAGGCUUGGUCAUCCUGGCAUACUGCUCGCAGGCCAGCAACGAGCGCACCUACCAGGAGGUUGUGUGGGCUGUCUGUGGGAAGGUGCCCGGGGUGCUGUGCGAGGUGGCCAUCGCUGUCUACACCUUUGGCACCUGCAUCGCCUUCCUCAUCAUCAUUGGAGACCAGCAGGACAAGAUCAUUGCUGCUCUGGUGAAGGAGCCUGAGGAAGUCGGGGGCAGCCGCUGGUACACAGACCGCAAGUUCACCAUCAGCAUCACGGCCUUCCUGCUCAUCCUGCCCCUCUCCAUCCCCAAAGAGAUUGGCUUCCAAAAAUAUGCCAGCUCCCUCAGUGUGAUUGGCACAUGGUAUGUCACAGCAGUCAUCAUCAUCAAGUACAUCUGGCCUGACAAGGAGCUGGUGCCUGUGGAGAUCCCCACCAGCCCCUCCACCUGGACAGCUGUCUUCAAUGCCAUGCCCACCAUCUGCUUUGGGUUCCAGUGCCACGUGAGCAGCGUGCCAGUCUUUAACAGCAUGAAGCAGCCAGAGGUGAAGACCUGGGGGGCAGUGGUGACAGCAGCCAUGGUGAUUGCUCUCUUCGUCUACACAGGCACUGGCAUCUGUGGCUUCCUAACCUUUGGAGCUGGCGUGGAGCAGGAUGUCUUGAUGUCCUACCCCUCCAAUGACAUCCCUGUUGCCCUCGCCCGGGCUUUCAUCAUCCUCUGUGUGCUGACAUCCUACCCCAUCCUGCACUUCUGUGGCCGGGCUGUCUUGGAGGGUCUCUGGCUCCGCUAUACCGGGGUGACAGUGGAGGAGGACGUGGUUCGGGAGCGGAGGAGACGCCUGCUUCAGACCAUCAGCUGGUUCCUCCUGACACUCCUUCUGGCUCUUUUCAUCCCUGACAUUGGCAAAGUCAUCUCUGUCAUUGGGGGCUUGGCUGCCUGCUUCAUCUUUGUCUUCCCAGGGCUCUGCCUGAUUCAAGCCAAGCUCUCUGAGAUCCAAGAAACCAGGGCAAUCAGCUGGUGGGCCCAGGUCAGCUAUGGGGUGUUCAUGGUCACCCUUGGAGCCUUCAUCUUUGGACAGACCACUGCCAAUGCCAUCUUCGUGGAUCUUACAGCCUGACGCCUCCAGGCUGGACUGCACUGCUGCUGCUGAGGGGAUGGAGAUUUCCCCUGGGACCAAAGGGAAGUGGGAAGAAAACAUGUUGGUGUGUUGGGAAGAUCCAGGAGAACUGUUGUGACUUGGGGCUUGGCUGAACAAGCCCUGCGAUGGUUUGUAUCUCAUUGUCUUAAGGCUGCAGGCAGUCAGGCUUCUCUCAGCCCUGGCUCCCUGGUGAAGCCAGAGCAACACUACAAGGGGACCUGUCAUCCAGGGCAAGCUCUUUCUGCCCCUGGGAGCAGACAUCACUCCCUUAGACAUCACUAAGGGGUCAGGGUGGGGGUUUGCAAAGCCGUGCUGCUCUCACCUGUGUACCCUUGUGCUGGUGGAGCUCCUCUCCCCAGGUAAAACUCCUUCUCCCAGCUUUGGAGAGAGAAGCAGUGUUCUGCAUAAAGGGAAACAGUAAUCAUGUUUAUCAGACAGGGAGACACCCCACAGUCCUGUUCUGUGUCAAUGUUUGGUUUGAACUCUGGUUUCCUGCCAGUUUCCUGCCCCAUCUGUCACAUCUCCCUCUGCCUGGGCUGCAGUUUGUGUUACAAAGGGUUGUCUUCAGCCUGUUUGGGUUUUUUCUUUUGAGGAUCAGAAUGACCCUGGGGUAGGGACAUGCCAGUGCAAUGUUUUCCUUGCCAGGGGUUGCUCACUCAGUAGAGAAGCUGCUAUGACUGCAUCAGCCUACUGAAGACACUACAAUAGAGCAAAGCUCUUCUGCAGAUUUACAAUCCCGUUCUUCCAGGUGUCCAGGAAAUGGGACUGGGCCAGGUUUUAAGGGGUGCUUUUGGGAUAAAGCAGUCAGUAUUCAUUUGUUUUUAUUGUUCUCUUGGUCAUUUGCACUCCCUAUGGCUGGUGUUGCUCUGGGCUGUCCCUCUGUUGCCUGUCUGGAUGAUAGUUUCAUUCCUGCUUUUUCUGGGUUGAGCAGUUCCCCCAGCUGCAGAUUUGGUUGGGGGUGUUAAACCUCAACAGCAACGUUCUCUUAUUCUGUCUUUGAGUUUCUUUUUAUGUUGUUUGGCCUCUAAAACCUUUGGGGAGGGAGGAAUUCAGGUAUAGCUGUUGAUGCAUCUGUGACGAGGGUUCAGCCCAGAUUUGUGCAGAACCUGGCCCUGCACCUCCUGCAUCUUUUGGAAUCAGCAGAGGCUGUUGUGGUGAAGGAGAACCAUGGCUUGUGCUCCUACACUUCUCAACGUGGCUCUCCUUUGGCAGCCAGUGGCUGCAGGAGGGGUGACAGCACGUGGGUGCUUUCCCAUGUGGAAACGUUUGGUCUUUCCUUCCUAACACUGCGUGUAAAUGGGGACCUCCCCACUGCUGCCUGGGACAGGGAGAUCAGAUGGAGAAGGAGGAAGAAAAGCCCUAAGCACAGCAGGAAUGUUUGAGAGGUGCUCUGAAGGCACAGAUCCCUCCUGCCUCUCCCAAGGGAUCUCCAGCAUCUGUGCCCUCAUCUUCUGACAAAACCAGGCUCCACCAAACCCCCACUUGAUGGCUCUGGCAGUGUCCCGAGCCCCUUUGCCAGGCUCCUGCAGGAGCUGGGGCUUAAAGAAGAUGGCCAGUUGUCCUGGAUGUGGGGAGCACAGAGCCACCUCCCCUGGAGCCCAGAAGAGAUGCUCAGCAGGUGCCAAAGCCAGAAUGCCUCCCAGUGCCCACCCUGCAGGAACCUGGUACCUGGUGGGUCUUGUGGCUCUGGCUUUGCUGAAGGUGUGCCAGGCAUGAGGAGGUCCCUUGGCCGGAGUGCACGAGGACACAGUGUCUCAUGUCACCUGGGAAGCACCUGGGCUGCCUUGGUGCCCUGCAGAGCCCCCGUGGCCGAGGGCUGGGCCGGUCUGGGGGUGCUGCGGCCGUUCCUGUUUGCCUUACUGCUCCCCUGUUUACAAACACUGGCCUUUUAAUAUGUAUUUUGUACAUGCAGAAAGUGGAGGGAACUCAACUCAAUAAAAGUGGCGUUGUGGUGAUGCGUGCGUCGGGCCAGCACGAGGUGGUUUCUGUGGUUUCUGUGGGUGGGAUGCAGGGAUGAAGCCGUAUCCCGAAAUGCCAUCCCAGCUCUCCGAGCUUUGGGAUGGGCGGUGUGAAAAACGCCAGUCACUUCUUUUUGAAAUAUUAAAAGUUUAAUAGUAAUACAAUGGUUAUAAAAAUAGUAAUAUAAUUAGAAUAAUAAAAUUUGAACAUUCGAGAUUAGGAGAAUAUGAGACAAUAAAAACAAAGAGAUACGGACGUCCGGGUACCUUUUUCUGGGCAACACAAACCCAGAGGAUUAACCCUUAAAAACAAUUGCCUGUUGCAUAUUCAUACAUCUCAUACAUGAUGCAUAAAUUCCAUUCAAACACAG
This is a messenger RNA of Passer domesticus (house sparrow), 4258 nucleotides long. RefSeq names its product solute carrier family 38 member 7 (gene SLC38A7). Lineage: Eukaryota; Metazoa; Chordata; Aves; Passeriformes; Passeridae. Gene Ontology annotation, molecular function: L-asparagine transmembrane transporter activity; L-glutamine transmembrane transporter activity. Gene Ontology annotation, biological process: amino acid transmembrane transport. The record is from RefSeq and is a predicted model, not a curated record. Bases 520 to 1908 code for a protein of 462 amino acids. The transcript has 12 exons.